Paramormyrops kingsleyae is the source of this 2410-nucleotide messenger RNA. RefSeq names its product guanine nucleotide binding protein (G protein), beta 5b (gene gnb5b). Gene Ontology annotation, cellular component: mitochondrial outer membrane. The record is from RefSeq and is a predicted model, not a curated record. Gene Ontology annotation, molecular function: BH domain binding. Lineage: Eukaryota; Metazoa; Chordata; Actinopteri; Osteoglossiformes; Mormyridae. Gene Ontology annotation, biological process: intrinsic apoptotic signaling pathway in response to DNA damage; release of cytochrome c from mitochondria; regulation of apoptotic process.
CACUGGGCGUGUCCACCUGCUGAGAUGUGUGACCAGACCUUCCUGGCCAUAACCUUUGGCCCGUGUGACUGCUGCAGUGACACCAAGCCCCUGAUGAACAUAUACCUGAAGAAUGAGCCUGUCAACUACUGCUCACUGUGUGUGGAGCGGAUGGCUUGUCAGGGACUGCAGCCGAAUGAGACCCUGGCAACGCUGAAGAUGGAAUCGGAGACUCUGAAGACCAAGCUGGAGGAGGAGCGAGCCAAACUGCACGAUGUUGAACUGCAUCAGGUGGCAGAGCGCGUGGAAGCUCUCGGACAGUUUGUCAUGAAGACCAGGAGGACCCUAAAGGGUCACGGUAACAAAGUUCUGUGCAUGGACUGGUGCAAGGACAAAAGGAGGAUCGUGAGCUCCUCUCAGGAUGGAAAAGUGAUCGUAUGGGAUGCAUUCACGACUAAUAAGGAGCAUGCUGUCACUAUGCCCUGCACCUGGGUGAUGGCGUGCGCGUACGCCCCCUCUGGCUGUGCGGUGGCCUGCGGGGGUUUAGAUAAUAAGUGCUCAGUGUAUCCACUCUCCCUGGACAAGAAUGAGAACCUGGCGGCCAAGAAGAAGUCCGUGGCCAUGCAUACCAACUACCUUUCUGCCUGCAGCUUCACCAACUCAGACAUGCAGAUCCUGACAUCCAGCGGCGACGGGACCUGCGCCCUGUGGGAUGUGGAGAGUGGGCAGCUUCUGCAGAGUUUCCAUGGUCACUCUGCAGACGUGCUCUGCUUAGACCUGGCCCCAUCUGAGACCGGCAACACCUUCGUGUCAGGAGGUUGUGACAAGAAGGCCAACGUUUGGGACAUGCGCUCAGGUCAGUGUAUCCAGUCGUUUGAGACCCACGAGUCAGACAUCAACAGUGUGAGGUACUACCCCAGCGGAGACGCAUUUGCUUCUGGCUCUGACGAUGCCACUUGCCGCCUGUAUGACCUCAGGGCCGACCGGGAAGUAGCCAUCUACUCCAAGGAGAGCAUCAUAUUUGGGGCGUCCAGUGUGGAUUUCUCCCUCAGUGGUCGCCUGCUCUUCGGUGGCUACAACGACUACACCAUCAACGUGUGGGAUGUACUGAAGGGCACUCGGGUGUCCAUUCUCUUCGGCCAUGAGAACCGUGUCAGCACCCUGCGUGUUUCCCCAGAUGGGACAGCCUUCUGCUCUGGCUCCUGGGACCACACCCUGAGGAUCUGGGCCUGAGAUAUUUCUCUAAUGAAAGGGAAUUCGGAUUGAGCAAAGAAAUUCUACAAUGGCCAGCCAAUCAGGAUGGUCACACAUUGUGAGAGGUGGUUUCCUGGGAAACCUCUGCUAACACAAAUAAAUGUCUUGUGUCAUCAUCUAAGUGGAAAGUCUUUUAGCUACACAUGUAUAUAUAUACCCCCUGCGAUAAACGGAUGUGUGGUUAAGGGACACAUCAGCUUUCAUUUUCCAUUGCGAUUCAGAAAACAGUGUCAAUGUAUCAUUAGCAUGUGUUUAACCUCCUGAAUCAAAAGCCCCCUCUCCCUGCCUGGAUGCAUAUUCUGCCUUUAUGUGGUCGCCCACGUCACAUGUUUGUUUGUACAUUUCCUUUACAUAUUGCAGAUUUACCGUCUCUAGACAGCACAGCUGCACAGAAGGUAGUUGCCCCCACCUCUGUCACGGGGUGGAGGUGAUCCCCCCCCCAUUUUAUUUGGGCUUCCUCCCACUUUCAUAAUCAAUCCUUUAAGAUGCUAUAAGAUCCGACAUGCCCAUAAAGGUUAUUUAUAUGUGACAGGCAGGUGCCCAGGAUGAAUCCCCACCCCAGGAUUCACUGCUUCCCAGGAUUAGCCACAGACGACAAUGAGCUUGGCUGGGCGAUUUCUGAUGGUGCAAAAAACAAUCCCUGCAUAUUUAGAUUUUAUCUCUUUUCAGGGCCUGGAUAGCCUUUAUAGUAUUAAAAUUAUAUGGAUAUGUGUUUAAGGGGAACAAAAGGCAGUUUCCAUGUUCUUGGAUGGGUUUUAAGUCCUCUGACUUUGUAGAUGCAAAACUAAUACAAAUUAGUAUUUCAUCCUUCUUGUUAUUAAUAAUUAUUGAUAUCUAGGAAAUACAAAAAGUGCACCCACAGAAAUGUCCUUUCCCUUACUACAAGGAUGACAGAAUGUUGCAAGUAAUUUAAAAUCUUAUCUAAUUAGAAAAAUGCACUUGAAAUUAGUUAGCUUGUUCUGUGGUUGUAAUAUUUAGGCACUAUUUAUAUUUUGUACUUUGAUGACACAACAUAUGCUCUUUUUAUGAGCAACAUUUUUGACCAAAACAGGAUUUCACAGACUCUCAUUAGCUCUGUCCUCUGGAUUUCACUACAGAAAAUGCCAGGAGGAAAAAAAAAAACAAUUCCUUAUAAUAUGGAACUUGUUACAUUAUUCUCAAAUCUUAAAGUGUAGAA